AUGGGGCCUCGUGCGGACAACGAAUACAUGUCACAGCUCGAACUGGAACGAGUUCGGGAACGUAACCGGAUAGCUAAGCGAAAAUCAAGAGCACGCCAGCGACAACAACAAGAAGCCUCCAAACAAAGCAGUGAUCAGGACGUCUACGACCAGAGUAACAUAGAUCCAGCUCUCAGCCACGGUGACCACUACUAUUCCGGGCCAUUGUGCCCCGGCUAUGGCGGCAGCCAACACAGUAUACAGCAGGAAAACGGAUCCUGGGAAGACUUUCCCCAGCUGGAGCAUCACCAUACCGAAGACGACGUGGCCAUUCUUUCAACGCCAGGGACAUUACCAGACAACACCUUGUCUCUUGUUCCAUUCGACCAUCUCGGUUAUGGUUCGUAUUCAUCAGUCACAACGAGUGCAAACGCCUCAAGCUCAGAUGUUUCUGCAUUUCACGGACACGGGGUAUAUUACCAGCCUCCAGACCUCAACCACUCCCUCCAACCCUCCCCGAUCAGCCCAACAAGCGCAGCCCUCCUAGCACCAACCCCAGCCCUCUCAAUAGCCACCACAUCCACCAGCAAUACCACUAGCAGCAGCAGCACCACCCGCACCACCCGCACCAACAGCAGUGCCAACGGCAGUAGAAGCGGUAUGCUCCACCUAGCAAUCCGCACAGGCUCUCACGCCAUCGCAGCCGCCCUCCUCGCAGCCGGUGCCCGUACCAACCAGCCCGAUCAUACGGGGGCUCUACCGCUGCACCUGGCUGUGCAGUACCGGCGAAGGUCUGUGGCCGAACUGUUGCUUGCGCAUGGGGCUGAUCCGGAUGCUAUGAUGGGAAGUGCUGCUGCUUCUACUACUAGUGAGGGUUUCGGGAGUGGGGAAGGGAUGAUGGAAGAUGGGGAGGAUGGGAGCGGGGUGGUUCAGAGGGUAAUAGAGGGCGGACCUGGGGUGACGGCGUUGGAGCUGGCGGUGAGGAGUCGGGAUGAGGAGAUGGUAAGGUUGUUGUUGGAUCGGGGGGCGAGGGUGAGAUGA
Dichotomopilus funicola is the source of this 1020-nucleotide messenger RNA. RefSeq lists its product as uncharacterized. The transcript has 3 exons. Gene Ontology annotation, molecular function: protein binding. The record is from RefSeq and is a predicted model, not a curated record. NCBI's taxonomy places the organism in Eukaryota, Fungi, Ascomycota, Sordariomycetes, Sordariales, Chaetomiaceae. Bases 1 to 1020 code for a protein of 339 amino acids.